Molecule: messenger RNA, 4088 nt
Organism: Umbelopsis ramanniana AG
Lineage: Eukaryota; Fungi; Mucoromycota; Umbelopsidomycetes; Umbelopsidales; Umbelopsidaceae
Exons: 4
Coding region: 319-3882 (1187 amino acids)
Biological process (GO): fatty acid catabolic process; triglyceride biosynthetic process
Cellular component (GO): nucleus
Molecular function (GO): phosphatidate phosphatase activity
Source: RefSeq, a predicted model, not a curated record
AGUGACAACUUCGCCAGUUGUGUUCACGACAGGCCAAGAUCGAGAAUUUUUCACUAAUUCAUCAAUGUCGGCAAACCAUCCAUCGACCAUGGACUUGAAUUCCGGGGAGCCAGCUUCCGGUAAGUCUUUGCGAGAAAUAGUGGUUACCAUGUUUAAAGAAUGGGGAGGGUGGGGGGAAUGUACGACAGAGUGACGAAGUGAAGGAACCCAACGACCAAAAACCCGAGUCACAAGUUCGCUUUCAAAUUGCUGGACACAAAGCCUGUCCCGCUCUACUGCUCAUAACUGUUCCUAACCUCGGGCAGCUCUCCCGCUAGAAUGGAUUACGUUGGAAAACUUUCCAACCUUAUAUCUUCGGUCAGCAAAGUCUAUAAUGAGCUGAAUCCAGCUACAUUAUCUGGUGCCAUCGACAUUGUCGUCGUUGAGCAACCUAAUGGGGAAUUAGCAUGUUCUCCGUUCCAUGUUCGAUUUGGCAAGUUGUCACUUCUCAUGCCUCAAGAAAAGAAGGUGCGAAUCACUGUCAAUGACGAACUUGUUCCUUUCGCUAUGAAAGUUGGAGAUGCUGGUGAAGCGUUCUUUGUGUUCGAGACCGAGCAUGAAGUGCCUGAAGAAUUUCAAACGUCUCCUUUGAUAUCGGCAGCAUCUGAUGAUGGAAGAAGUGAUGAGGAACCACCAUAUUUGGAUAUUGGAGCUUCUGACGAGCGUGACCAAGCUGUCAUUGACGAAGAGGACGCUGGAUACGUGAGCGCUCAUAGUGCAAGCGGUAGUGAAUUCGGGAACGAAUCGGAUGAUGAAUUCGAAAGCCAGCAAACCACCACCAUACCUCCCGAGUUGCAGUCGCCAAAAAUGAUCAUUGAAGAACAACUAGACAAAGUCGUCACCAAAAGAGAUCCAUAUCCUUCAGCAAAAGCUUUAGAGCAUGCUCUCGCAGAAGAAGUUGAUAUGGAGGAACGACGUUUGCGCCAAGAAGAAGAAAAAGAACACAGCAGUACCACGGACACAGAAGAAGCACCAAGACCAACAAGUCCUUUGCCGGAAAAUAACACUUAUCCUAUGGAUGACGGAUCUACCUUACUAGAACGUGUGUCUGCAGAAGCCAUCACAACAACCACUGUCACCAAAGAAACAUUCAUUGUACGACCAGCAGAUGGCGAUAUUUACAGUUUGCUCAUGGACGUGACACACAAUCUUCAUGACGAGCAAGACAAAAUAAAGAAUGAAUCAUCGGAAAAUGGAGCUUCUGGAGAAGAAACGGUCGAACGGCCCGCUCAGGCCGUCGGUGAUCAUGAAAGUAUGAUUUUGGAUAUUGCUGGUUACAAGAUUGAGGAGAACGAAGAAGAUUUGGAAGAUGAAACCGACGAGCAAGGUGGCAAAUCCGUCCAUAGAAACAGAAAACUUAGCCACAUCGACGACGAGACGAGAGAACGCUUAGCAGAACCUUCAGAAAGCGAGAAAGCUGAACAGGAGACUGGAGAAGAGCCCACCGCCGAAAAUGCUAAUACAAGUGCACAAGCUCCGGAGAGUUCACCAGCUAAAAACCCUCAACAGCUGCAUGAACCUACCCGAUCAUCUCGUGAACGUAGCGCAUCCAUGCCACUCCCUUUGGAUGAAAUUGCUGCCAUGACCAGCGAGAAGGAUGCCAUGGCAAUAGACAUACCAGGCGCAUCAAAAAUGGAUUUUGAACCAAAGAGUGACUCAGAAAUGGAAUAUGGAGAUGUCAUUCCAUCCGCCAAAAAGCAAGACUCUGAAUGGUCUUGGGGAUGGGGCUCGCUACCCAAACGCCAGGAAAAAGAUGCAAGGUUGCCUGCCAGAUCGAGUGAUGACCUCGAUGUCAAUUUCAGUAGACUUUCAAUUGAUAAUGAUGAUGCACAAGAGCCUCUCAAGCAAGAGCCUACACCGUCUCAGAAUGUCUCCUCCAUGGAAGAAAUCCGACUCAAGCCAGGAAGAAAUUAUCGCAUUGAAAUGAGUUUAUGUGGAGCGUCCGCUUUAGGAGUCGACCCUGAGCAAUGCAGGACCGUUUUUGCCAAACAUCAAAUAUCUUACGACGCUUUUGUGCACAACCCCAAUAUUCUCAAUGACCCCAAACUGGUCUUCAAGCAUGAAGGUCGAUACUAUAAGCACAUUGGUCCAGAAGCGCCGCUGUUCACUUCUAUGCUUUUGCUUCCUCAGCCUCUUGCUGCGCUGACCGACGAGGAAGGCAAGCAAGCUCAAACGUUAUCUGACAGUCGUGACAGUUACUCCUUCGGCCGUGGUUGGAGACAAUGGUGGAGCAGAUCAUCGGUAGCAUCACCUGCUACCGGAAGGUUGGACGGGGAAGAAGGAGGCACCGUGGACGAUACUGAAGAUGUUCCUGAUAAGGAGCAUCAUGCCGACGAGGAGAAUGAUGAUAACAAUCACUCCAAUGGUCAAACAACCACGUUUACUAAAACGACGACGACCACUUCAGUCGGUUGGUCGGCUCAGCAUUCUCAUGGAGAUGGAGAUGCUCCUGCUGACUCGGGCGUGCAUCAUAAGAAUUAUGCUAAAACCCUACGUUUGACAUCCGACCAGCUACAAUCGCUCAAGCUCAAGAAAGGAGUCAAUACCAUCUCAUUUUCGGUCAAUUCAUCCUAUCAAGGCACAGCUACAUGUGUGGCCAAAAUAUUUUAUUGGCACCAUAAUACGCAAGUCGUUAUCAGUGACAUUGACGGGACCAUCACCAAGAGCGAUGCGCUUGGCCACGUGUUCACGAUGAUAGGCAAAGAUUGGACCCAUAAUGGCGUUGCAAAACUUUACACUGAUAUUCAUAAUAAUGGUUAUCAACUGCUAUAUCUGACAUCUAGAGCUAUCGGUCAGGCAGAUUAUACAAGGGAGUACCUCAAGAAGGUGGAGCAAGAUAGGUAUCAAUUACCUGAUGGCCCAGUUAUUAUGUCCCCGGAUCGACUAUUUACAUCGUUCCAUCGAGAGGUGAUCAUGCGCAAACCUGAAGUGUUCAAGAUGGCCUGUCUUCGAGAUGUACAAAGGCUGUUUUCAGGUGCUAACCCAUUUUACGCUGGUUUUGGCAACAGAAUCACGGAUGCCAUGUCAUAUCGCAGUGUGAAUGUCCCAGCUUCCCGAAUUUUCACUAUCGAUCCUCAAGGCGACAUUAAGCUUGAACUUUUGAGUGGCUACAAAUCUUCCUAUAUCCACCUGAAUGAUUUGGUUGAUCAAAUUUUCCCACCCAUACAAAAAGUCAUAGCAAGUGAGUUCAACGACUGGAACUUUUGGAAACAACCCCUCCCGCAUGUAGACCUCCCGAAGCUGCCCGAACCUAUACCCUCGACUAGUACCUCUCCCAAACCCAAGCCCAUUACGCCUAACCCUUCCUCUGUGCCGGUAUCACCGCCUUUGUAUGCACUGCCUGAACCAAAACCAUCCCGUAGCAUUCUCAGAAGUUUCACGUCACGCUCUCAGGAUGCAUCCAAGGAGAAAGCAGGAAAGUUGACUAGCUAUAGAAGCUCUCCGUCGUUAUUAUCAUCUUCCCGGUCAGACCACGAUGAAGGAAAGCAUCGAGAUAGUGCUAGCUCAGAUAGUUUGGCAAAUGAUCAGCAUGCAUCCGCCGCCAUGGAGAACGCUGAGUCUUCUAACGGAGAUAACUUGGAGACUGAUAAUGCAACUUCAUCUACACUGUCUCAGUCCCCGUCAUCCACCUCUGGGUUGAUGAAACAAGUCAUCACCGGAAGAGUUGGCGGCCUAAGAGAUACCAUUUCACGUACACUCUCACGAGACUCUCGAAGAUCCAAUCUAUCUAGUGAGGAUCUUCACGAAGACGAACCUAGUCAGGGUACAGAAACGGGGUUAAAUGAAAUACCGGAUGAUGACCUCGCUGACGAUAUUGAUAUGGACAGCAUUCCCUUCUUGUAAUUUCAAACAUGAUAGCCAACGUAUUUCUUUCCAUCUGUACGCGUUUUGUCUCUCAACCUUCUUGUUAUUUCUUGAAAUGUAGAUAUUUUUUCUAUUUUCUUGAUAUUCCCGUUUCCAGCUCUCAAUGCCUCCAAAAAAUAAUACUGUCAUUUUUCUAAUUUCUUUCAUUCAUUCUUUCAUGAAAUAAAUUUUAAUAUAGCUCAUGA